GUCGUUGGUUCCACGUGCAUUUGUGUUCCUUGGAGUGACUUCCUGUUCUGCUGUGUGCAGACUGGAAAGAAAAUAUUAACCACGAGGAAUGGGCCCUAAAAGAGAUAAUGGUCGCCACUGGAAUAGAAGAUAUCGACAAAGACAGUUUAAUGAAAGGUUCCAUUACAGAGAGCACCUACACACUUCAUCUGCUGCAAGAAACGGUGAAGAGAUUUCCUCAUCUAGCAAUUCUUCUCAAAGUUCCUCAGUACCAGAAUUGCCAGGGUUUUACUAUGAUCCAGAAAAAAAUCGCUACUUUCGCCUGCUUCCUGGACACAACAACUGCAACCCUCUAACUAAGGAGAUCAUACAACAAAGGAAGAUGGAGAGUGAGAGGCAGAAGCUCAUCGAAGAGGAGAAACAUGGGAGAAAAUCCACCAGAAAAGGAUUGAGCACCUCUUCACUUCUAUUGAAAAGACAGCUUGGAUUGGUGCCUUUUACAACAUACUGCCGGCGUAUCCACGAGAUAAAAGCUUGUAAUAUGCAAAGAAGAAACGUUGUUACUGAGUUUCAAGAUGAAGUUUCAACUGAAACGCACAGGUUUGAAUUAAUUCUGGCUGAUUCAACUUGCAAGAGGUUGUUUGCUGUGAAUAACAUGGAUAAUGGUUACUACAAAAAUGGAAUUCUUAAUCUUAAUGGUUUGUGGAAGAGCAGGCCUACAGUAGAAAGAUAUGACAUUCCAUAUUUCACAAACCAGAAGGUGAAUGCUGCAUGCUGGGCUUCACUGACUGCACCUGAUUCCCACCUUCUUGUUUGCCACAUGAGGAAGACAGAACCUCAAAGCUCUAUCAGUCUUAUACCAGCUUGCCUUUUCAGAAACGAGGCUAACGACGAUGAGCGUCCUGAAAUGCUGUACACCUUUAGAAUUUCCAAUGCCUGGUCCUGUGCGUGGUGCUCAAACCCUCAACUGGAUAAAACUUAUUCAGCAGGUUUAAGACAGCAAAUCCUUGUUAUGAAUGCAAUUACAGAUGUUCGGAGAACUUUCAAAACAGACAGUGACAUUCUGGCUCAGAGGUUCGGCACUCAGUCCUUGUUGCUGUAUAGUGGUUCUCGUGCUGGUGAGGUUUUUGCCAUAGACCUUCGCGUGCCUGCCGGAAGUUCUUGCAACUGGAAAAAAGCUGUUGGCUUUCAUCAUAACUCUGCAAUCACGUCCAUGCAUCUUCUUCAGGAUGAAAAUUACUUAAUGGUGACAGAUAUGUCUGGCGAGAUCAAGCUAUGGGACCUGAGAGUAGUGAAAUGUGUCAAGCGAUACCUGGGGAAUAUCAACCAAUAUGCCAUAUUACCACUACACAUAAAUGAAGAGGAAGGGCUGCUUCUUACAGUUGGACAAGAUUGCCACACACGAAUAUGGGACCUCCAAAACACAAAGCUUCUGAGGACCAUCCCUUCUCCACAUCCAGCGUCAAAGGAUGCCAUACCUAGUAUAGUUUUCUCCUCCCAUCUUGGUGGAAAGGGACAUAAUGUACCUGGGCUACUUAUGGCUGUGAAGAAAGAUUUGUAUCAUUUUACUUAUUAAUCUGUUGUUUGUAUUUAGAGUUUGAUACAAUACAGCCUUUUUUAUUCUGAUAAAACCUACAACACUGUGCAAGAAAAUCUGAAGCAAGAACAUAAUUUAUUCAUAAUCAUCAUUACCCUCCUUUUUAAAAAAUUGGUUAACUCCUGCUCACAUGAGAGUUGGUGGAAAAAUAAUCGAGUCAAGAAUGUUCCUUAAUUAUUAGCAUACUAAGCCCACUUAUUGCAGGGUUAAAGGGACAGAAAUGUCAAAAUUGAAAUGUACAUGAGUGCAUUUCAAUGUUAAAUAGAAGCAUUUUUACAGUAUACUUCCAUUAGCAAAAAUGCUUCAAGUAAAAGUUAUAACUGUUGUGUAUUCUGUGAGGGCCCAGUGCACCUCGCCUUCUCAGAGAGUCAGCAGUAGAUAACAUUUCACAAGUUAAGUGUUCAUUGGCACAAUACACACCACGCCCAGCUCUCCGAGUCUGAAUGCUGGUGCACAGUCCCUCACAGGAUAUGUGCAUAUGCCACUGAAAACCAGUAAUAACUUUUACUAGAAGCAUUUUUGCUAAUGGAAGUAUACUGCAAAAAUGCUUCUAUUUAAAACUGAAAUGCACCCAUGCACAUUUCAAUUUUGACCUUCCUAUCCCUUUAAGGGAACCCAGAACAUUUCAUGCCCAAUACAUUGCAUUUUGUAUUGUGAAAUCUCACUCAUAGCCUGGUUGUAAAGUUUAGGAAUAAUGUUUUAGCUUGCAAAUAUGAAAGACAAGGAACUUUUGACCCACACAACCUAUCACUACUUAAAGGGACACUGAACCCAAAUGUUUUCUUUCAUGAUUUUAAGCAACUUUCUAAUUUACUCCUGUUAUCACAUUUUCUUCAUUCUCUUGGUAUCUUUAUUUGAAAUGCAAGAAUGUAAGUUAAGAUGCCGGCCCAUUUUUGGUGAACAACCUGGGUUGUUCUUGCUAAUUGGUGGAGAAAUUCAUCCAACAAUAAAAAAGUGCUGUCCAGAGUACUGAAACAAAAAAAAGCUUAGAUGCAUUCUUUCUUUUUAAUUAAAGAUAGCAAGAGAACAAAGAACAAUUGAUAAUAGGAGUAAAUUACAAAGUUGCUUAAUAUUGCAUGCUCUAUCUGAAUCACAAAAGAAAAAAAUUGGGUUCAGUGUCCCUUAAAUGUUUACAUGACUACUGGAGUAGGUAGAAAAUACUGCCCAAUGUCUGAGGGUGUGGGUGCCCUUUUUAUACACACCCAUUCCCUUCCUGUUUGUUUACUUUCUACCCAUUUGGAGUAAGGUAGGCUGAACUGGAGCUCUGUUGCAACUGGUCUUGUGGGUUUGCAUAUAUUAGAAAAAACCUAUGACCUGCAUGUGCAGGUGUCUUCUCACCCCUGAAUAUGGCUUGAUGCCAAAAAAGUAUUAUCCCUUGGGUUUCCCUUGUGGAUUUGUGGACUAAGACUGACUCUCAGAGGGUACACUUUACAUUUUUCUGGUUGCCCUAACUCGAACAAAAUGAUCCUCCUGCAGACACAGGCAGUGUAGUUUCAAGGAUCUUCAGCUUUCUGUGGUUACCUCUGUCCCAUGCUUUUUUAUCUAUGGUGCAUUUUUCUUAUUCAAAUGUGGUUCAGUCUUGUUCUAAAAUUCACCUUGGUAAUCAGGUUGUGUGUCAAUGUGUAUUUAUGGUAUAUUUUGUACAUAAGGGCUCUCAAUAUAUGCCUUAAUUUUACAUAUUGAACUUCUACCUAUAGCCAGUUACUUCCAUUAAUUGAAGGGAUAGUAAAGUCCAAAUUAAAUUUACUUUAAUCAUCAAAUUUGCUUUUUUUCUCUUGGUAUUCUUAGUGGAAAGCUAAACCUAGUUAGGCUCAUAUGCUACUUUCUAAGCCCUUGAAGGUCGCCUCUCAUUUGAAUGCCUUUGACAGUUUUUCACAGCUAGAGGGCAUACGUUCAUGUGUUUCAUAUAGAUUACACUGUGCUCAGGCACAUGAAGUUAUGUAAGAGUCAGCACUAAAUGCCUGAAAUGCAAGUCUGUCAAAAGAUCUGAGAUAAGGAGGCAGUCAGCAGAAGCUUUGAUACAAGGUAAUUACAGAGGUAAAAACUAUAUUUCUAUAACAGUGCAAAACUGGAGAAUCGUAAAUAAAGGGAUUAUCUUUCUUUUUAAACAAUAACAUUUUUGGUGUUUACUAUCCCUUUAAGUAUGCAGUUUUUUAUUCCGGUUUAACUGUACUUUUUCUCUAGUGGUUUUAUUUUGUGUUACAAUUCAUCAGUUUUAAGUUAUAUUGCUUCUAUGAUCUUCUAGGAUGAGGAUGUUGUGGGUGAAUUUCCACCUAGCAAUGGCCUUGUGGUCCGACUGACUUGUUAAUGUCAUUUAUGUACCUUUUUGUUGGUUUUCGACAUUUUGUUCUUUCAUAUUAGUCACAGCAGUGUGAUUUCCCAGUUGCUCCUUUCUAACCUUGUCAUCUGUAGUCAUUUCUAAGUUUAUUUAUGAGUGAGAAGAGGUAUUGUAUCUCUAGAGGCAGUGGGUCCUUGUGUGCCUGCUAUCCAUGUUUAAGGUGUUAUGGUUAAGUAAUAUUCUACUAGGGUGAGAUGUUGUGUAAUCUUUAAAACUUAAUUUGCUAUAAAAGAUUAAGAUUUGUGAUUUUUUUAAAUUUACAAAAUGUAUUCACUUUCUAAGACAGUUCUUCGGGUGUUGCUUCAAAGCAAUUACAGAAAUGUUAAAAUAUAUGCUUGUGUUUACUGAU
This is a messenger RNA of Bombina bombina (fire-bellied toad), 4263 nucleotides long. RefSeq names its product DDB1 and CUL4 associated factor 4 (gene DCAF4). Lineage: Eukaryota; Metazoa; Chordata; Amphibia; Anura; Bombinatoridae. Gene Ontology annotation, molecular function: protein binding. Bases 89 to 1555 code for a protein of 488 amino acids. The transcript is spliced from 14 exons. Gene Ontology annotation, cellular component: Cul4-RING E3 ubiquitin ligase complex. The record is from RefSeq and is a predicted model, not a curated record.